GGGCUGAGGAUGCUUUGGAGACCAGCCUGAGAGCCCACACGGUCCACGCCACCAAGCAUGCGUCUGAGAGGCGGCCUGCGCCCAUCCGAAGGAAGAGAAGCAUUGAGGAGGCUGUGCCCGCGCUCUGCAAGACCCGGACGGUCAUCUACGAGAUUCCUCGGAGCCAGGUUGACCCCACGUCCGCCAACUUCCUGAUCUGGCCCCCAUGCGUGGAGGUGAAGCGCUGCACUGGCUGCUGCAACACCAGCAGCGUCAAGUGCCAGCCUGCGCGCGUGCACCACCGCAGCGUCAAGGUGGCCAAGGUGGAGUACGUCAGGAAGAAGCCAAAGUUAAAAGAGGUCCAGGUGAGGCUGGAGGAGCACUUGGAGUGCACCUGCACCACCGCCAGCCUGAACCCGGACUAUCGGGAAGAGGACACGGGAAGGCGUAGGGAGACAGGUAAAAAACGGAAAAGAAAGAGGUUAAAACCCACCUAACGCAGCUGACCAGAUGUGAGGUGAGGACGAGCCGACCCUUCCCUGGGACAUGGAUGUACGUGGCGUGUUACAUUCCUGAACCUACUAUGUACGGUGCUUCACUGCCAGUGUGCGGUCUUUGUUCUCCUCCGUGAAAAACUGUGUCCGAGAACACUCUGGAGAACAAAGAGACAGUGCACAUUUGUUCAAUGUGACAUCAAAGCAAGUAUUGUAGCACUCGGAGAAGCCGUAAGAAGCUUCCUUGUCAGAGAGAGAAAGAGAGAGAAAACAAACCACAAACAUGACACAAACAAAACGGACUCCAAAAUAUCUAACCGGCCGAUGGGACGGAGGGCCGCCCCGCGAGCCGGACGCGGGGGGCUCCGCAGACGGCAUCUCUGUCCGGGUGGUCACAGGUGCUUUUUGCCAAGAACAUGGAGCCUGCUUUUGGGGCGACUCCAGCAGGGGCGCGCGGGGAGCGGGAAUGUCUCGGAGUCGCCAGAUGAACUUGGGGAACCACGCCUCCUGGCUGUAGUGUCUGCGCCCACACCGAAACCUUCCCGAGAGCCUUAAGUGGAAUUUUCUUUUGUACACCAUACAGUGAUUAUUAAGCUUUCCUUUUUACUCUUUGCCUAGCUUUUUUUUUUUUUUUUUUUUUUUUUUAAUUAUCUCUUGGAUGACAUUUACACGGAUAACACAGGCUGCUGUAACUGUCAGGACAGUGCGACGGUAUUUUUCCUAGCAAGAUGCAAACUAAUGAGAUGUAUUAAAAUAAACAUGGUAUACCUACCUAUGCAUCAUUU
Molecule: messenger RNA, 1258 nt
Organism: Carlito syrichta (Philippine tarsier)
Lineage: Eukaryota; Metazoa; Chordata; Mammalia; Primates; Tarsiidae
Gene: PDGFA
Product: platelet derived growth factor subunit A
Exons: 5
Biological process (GO): positive regulation of cell population proliferation; positive regulation of protein autophosphorylation; positive regulation of ERK1 and ERK2 cascade
Cellular component (GO): membrane
Molecular function (GO): growth factor activity; platelet-derived growth factor receptor binding
Source: RefSeq, a predicted model, not a curated record